Messenger RNA from Botrytis sinoallii, 495 nucleotides. RefSeq lists its product as uncharacterized. Bases 1 to 495 code for a protein of 164 amino acids. NCBI's taxonomy places the organism in Eukaryota, Fungi, Ascomycota, Leotiomycetes, Helotiales, Sclerotiniaceae. The record is from RefSeq and is a predicted model, not a curated record. The transcript has 3 exons.
AUGAUUUCCUCACAUCUCACGAAGAUUAUCAUUCUCUUCACCCUGCUUGCUUUCACACCCAUGACUGUUAUUGGAUCUUCCGACCCUCAAAAAAUUCCCACGGGAGUUUCUAUCUUCUCUACUGGCACCACGUCAACCCUCAUUUACGAGACACCCAGCAGCUUGUUAGGCACAGAUAAAUUGGCACACUAUUCUACGUACACAGUAUCCACCCAAAUUUCAGGUUCAACAUAUAUCGGAACCUUCGCCGGAUGUUGUUUCUAUCUCUCAGAUGAAUGGGGCACCUGCGUAAACAAUCCCAAAUGUAGUGCGGCAUAUCUUACAAAGAAAGUGUCUGAUUACAUGAAAUCUGGUGGACCAGAAGCACCCUCAAAGACAGAUCCUCCAUCGUUUAUUAUAAAUCCGACCAAAAAUCCGGCCCCUGGCUCGAGUUCGGGUAACGGAAUGAAAACAGUUUUAGAAAUGGAGGGUCAAGAUUGGACCGCAGCUCGCUAG